This is a messenger RNA of Verticillium alfalfae VaMs.102, 2916 nucleotides long. RefSeq names its product nitrate reductase. The coding region runs from base 1 to 2649 and encodes 882 amino acids. The transcript has 3 exons. NCBI's taxonomy places the organism in Eukaryota, Fungi, Ascomycota, Sordariomycetes, Glomerellales, Plectosphaerellaceae. Gene Ontology annotation, molecular function: nitrate reductase (NADPH) activity; heme binding; molybdopterin cofactor binding. Gene Ontology annotation, biological process: nitrate assimilation; nitric oxide biosynthetic process. The record is from RefSeq and is a predicted model, not a curated record.
AUGGAGAUCCUCACACCGACCCCUGCCUUACCCUUCCGGGACCAAUUACCGGAAUCCCUCCCGAGCGACACAUUCACUAUCAAGCCCGACUUCAAGCUACCCCCAAGUCCUGCAGACACCAUCAAGGAAGACCGCAGUGCAAGCGUCGAUGGUGAAGCUGGCGAGUCCAGUUCACUAUGUCUUUUUGAAGAGCUCGAUGCCGAGAGGCCCCGCGUGUACCCCCUACCUCCCACGCCAACAGUCAACCAAGUCCUGCCACAAGACUUGAAGACACCAGACAGCCACGUUACAAGAGACCCAAGGCUCAUCCGGCUAACGGGUGUCCACCCGUUCAACGUCGAAGCGCCUCUUAGUGAUCUCUACGACCAAGGCUUUCUUACGAACAAGGACCUGCACUACGUCCGAAACCAUGGCCCUGUCCCGAAGGUCGAGGACCAGGAUAUGCUCGACUGGGAAUUCACCGUGGAAGGCAUGGUCGAGAAGCCGAUUUCGAUGACUCUGAGAGACCUCAUCACAGAGUAUGAGCAGAUCACUUACCCCGUCACCCUCGUUUGUGCUGGCAACAGGCGAAAGGAGCAGAAUGUCGUCCGCAAGACAAAGGGCUUCUCUUGGGGCGCUGCUGGCCUGUCAACCGCGCUCUGGACCGGUGUGUCCCUCGGCGACCUUCUGGCUCGUGCUAUGCCCAAGAGGGGCGCUCGCUAUGUGUCCUUUGAGGGAGCCGACAAGCUGCCCAAUGGAUACUAUGGCACUAGCAUCAAACUCAACUGGGCGAUGGAUCCUAACCGUGGCGUCACUGUCUGCUACCGCAUGAACGGCGAGCUCCUCCACCCUGACCACGGCAGGCCAGUACGAAUUAUCAUCCCCGGGCAGAUUGGCGGACGCAGCGUCAAGUGGUUGAAGAAGAUCAUCGUCUCCAAGGAGCCAAGCGAUAACUGGUAUCAUAUCUACGACAACCGCGUUCUUCCGACUAUGAUCUCGCCCGACGCCAGUGCCGAUCUGCCCGACACUUGGAAGGACGAGCGUUACGCCAUUUACGACCUCAACGCCAACAGCGCUACCUGCUACCCAGCCCAUGACGAAAAGGUCUCCCUCGUCAACGGCCCUGAGUCUUAUAAAGUCCGGGGCUACGCAUACGGUGGAGGUGGUCGCAGGAUCACUCGUGUGGAGGUUACGCUCGACAAGGGAAAAUCGUGGACCCUUGCCAACAUCAGUUACCCAGAAGACGAAUACCGACUUGCCCCCGAUGGUGACAUGCUAUACGGCGGUCGUAUGGACAUGGCCUGGCGAGAAUCGAGCUUCUGCUGGUGCUUCUGGGAUCUGGACAUCCCAAUGUCUCAGAUCGCUGCUGCCGACGACAUCAUGGUCCGUUGCAUGGAUGAAGGCAUGAUGGUGCAGCCAAGAGACAUGUACUGGAGCGUUCUGGGUAUGAUGAACAACCCAUGGUUCCGAGUAGUCAUUCACAAGGAGGGCCAUGAGUUGCGAUUUGAGCACCCUACACUGCCUGCACUUAUGGCUGGUGGUUGGAUGGAGCGCAUCAAAAAGGCCGGCGGCAAUCUGUCUAACGGCUUCUGGGGAGAAAAGAUCGAAGGUGAAUCCGAGGAGAUUGUGGCGAUCGAGCCUGUCCAGGAAAUUUGCAUGACAAAGGAAGGCGUCAAGCGCGCCAUUACGAUAGAGGAGCUUCGCCAGCACGCUGGCGAGGAGGCGCCAUGGUUUGUGGUGAAUGGGGAAGUGUAUGAUGGAACCGGCUACCUCGACGGCCAUCCAGGAGGCGCAGCAUCCAUCUUCGGCGCUGCUGGACAGGAUGCAUCGGAGGAGUUCCUGGCCAUUCACAGCGAAAACGCAAAGAAGAUGAUGCCUGAGUACCACAUUGGCACCCUCGACGAAGCCGGCCGCAAGGCACUUGCCUCUGGUGAAGAGCAAUUGGAGACGGACCGCAAAGCGCGAGGUAUUCCUCCAGAACAAGACACUAUUGGCCUUCCCGUAGGUCAGCAUCUCAUGGUGCGACUUCGGGACCCGGCGACGAGAGAGGCUAUCAUCCGUGCAUACACCCCUAUGUCGCAGGGCACAGACAAGGGUAAGCUGGACGUUCUCAUCAAGAUCUAUCGUGAUACGCCAGAGCAAAAGGGCGGACGCAUGACGCAGGCACUCGACUCGAUCCCCGUUGGGCACUUUGUCGACUUCAAGGGACCAGUCGGCAAGUUUACGUACCACGGGAGCGGUCUCUGCACAAUUUCCGGCAAACAGCGCACGGUCAAGCGGUUCAUCAUGGUAUGUGCCGGCUCCGGCAUUACGCCCAUCUACCAGGUUCUACGAGCGGUCAUCCAGAACGAGGAGGAUCCUACCAAGUGCCUCGUGCUCGAUGGCAACAGGGUCGAGGAGGACAUCCUCUGCCGCAAGGAGCUUGAUGCUAUGGCUCUGUUGGCGCCGGGCAGAUGCACGCUACGUCACACUCUCACCAAGGGAAGCGAUUCAUGGACGGGUCUUAGGGGCCGCAUGGACGCUGCCUUCUUCGAGAACGAAUUGGGAGCGGGCGGCAGUGCCGGUGGGGAGGAGAUGGUUCUGAUCUGCGGACCGGAGGCUAUGGAGAAGAGCGCAAAGACGAUUCUUCUGGGCCUCGGGUGGAAGGAGGACGAUUUGCUGUUCUUCUGAACGGGCCGCAGGCGAUGGGGUGAUCCGGCUUUCGGAUCCCCGGGCUUUGUGUUGGGUGUUGGGCGUUGGGCUAAAUCUGGGAACGACCGGUCUCCGGGGUGUCUGAGGGCUCUCGGGCUUUGGCCGGGAACAUUUCAGGGAAGGGUAAACAGGAUCGGCGUUCUUGGGAUGAUUGCGUCACUCAAAAUAUUUGUGUAUCUCCGGAUAGGAGACCUGGGUUGGCAUACAUGUACGCAGCGAUAGACGAAAUGGGAGCAUUGUGAUUCG